AUGGUAGCGAAUGAAGGUCAACCACAAUGGUCAGGGGUUGACAAAGAAUUUCUUGCCGCCCCUGUAAAAUCAGCUGUGGACAAGUACCAAUUACUUCCGGAGUUUCUAAAAGUUAGAGGUUUGGUGAAGCAGCAUCUGGAUUCCUUCAAUUAUUUUGUUACCACUGGUAUAAAAAAGAUUGUGGCUGCUAAUAAUGAGAUCAGAUCAAAAGAGGAUCCAAGCAUUUACCUGAGAUACACAGAUGUUCGUGUUGGGAAGCCCUCUAUACUGGUUGAUUGUGUGACUGAGGUGCUCAAUCCUCAUAGGUGUCGGAUCUCUGAUCUUACUUAUGCUGCUAAUAUCUUAGUGAAUGUUGAAUACACUACCCAAAUUGGUAAGCAUGUUGAAGUAAAGCACAAGAGAGAUGUUGUUAUUGGGAGGAUGCCCGUCAUGUUAAGAAGUUGCUGUUGCAAUUUGUAUGGAAAAGACGAGGAGGAGUUGGCAUGGCUUGGUGAGUGUCCACUUGACCCUGGAGGUUAUUUUGUCAUCAAAGGAACAGAGAAGGUGAUUUUGAUACGAGAGCAGCUCGCGCAUAACAGGAUAAUCAUUGAUGAUAAGAAGGGUUGUGUGCAGGCAUCUGUGACUAGCAGUACGGCAAAAAUGAAAAGCAAAACUGUCAUUAAAAUGGAGAAGGAGAAAAUAUAUCUACACCUGAAUCAAUUUAAGACCAAGAUUCCCAUUAUGGUGGUUCUGAAGGCUAUGGGAAUGGAGAGUGAUCAGGAGGUUGUUCAGAUGUUUACCCGGGUUGAUGAACAAAGGGCUUUCAGCAUUCUUCGGGACAUAUUUAUUGCUCACAUCCCCGUGCAUAAUAAUAAUUUCCGCACAAAAUGCAUAUAUGUUGCUGUAAUGCUUAGACGAAUGAUGGAGGCAAUUCUGAAUAAGGAUGCGAUGGAUGACAAGGAUUAUGUGGGGAACAAACGACUAGAGCUAUCUGGCCAGCUUUUAUCUUUACUUUUUGAGGAUUUAUUUAAGACAAUGAAUGAUGAAGCGAGAAAGACAAUAGAUAAAAACCGGAGCCUUGACAUUUCUAAUUGUAUAGUGCAGAAGAGUAUUACUGCUGGUCUGGAGACCGCGCUUUCCACUGGCAACUGGAAUAUCCAGCGAUUUAGGAUGCACCGUAAAGGAAUGACCCAGGUUGUGUGUAGGCUUUCCUACAUUGGGACUUUGGGUUACAUGACAAAGAUAUCUCCACAAUUUGAGAAGUCUCAGAAAGUUAGCGGACCAAGAGCCUUGCAACCAAGCCAGUGGGGAAUGCUUUGCCCUUGUGACACUCCAGAAGGUGAGGCUUGUGGGUUGGUGAAAAAUUUGGCCUUGACGACUCAUGUUACGACUGACGAGGAAGAAGGUCCAAUUAUGUCCCUGUGCUACUGUUUGGGAGUUGAAAACUUGGAACUGCUUUCAGGAGAAGCACUUCACUUGCCUAACUCAUAUUUGAUCAUGAUGAAUGGGAUCAUUCUUGGAACACACAGGAAGCCGCAGCGUUUUGCAGCUGCAAUGAGAAAAUUGCGGAGGACUGGUAAGAUUGGCGAAUUUGUAAGCAUUUUUGUCAAUGAGAAACAACAUUGUGUUUACAUUGCAUCAGACGGAGGUCGUGUUUGCCGUCCCCUUGUUAUUGCUGAUAAAGGUGUAUCUAGAAUCAAGGAACACCAUAUGACAGAGUUGAAGGAUGGUGUUCGCUCCUUUGACAGCUUUCUUACAGAGGGCUUAAUAGAAUACCUUGAUGUUAAUGAGGAGAAUAAUGCCUUGAUCGCUUUGUAUGAAGGAGACACCUUGGAAGAAACGACACAUAUUGAAAUAGAGCCUUUUACCAUCUUAGGGGUUUGUGCCGGGCUGAUUCCUUAUCCACAUCAUAACCAAUCCCCAAGAAACACUUAUCAAUGUGCCAUGGGAAAGCAAGCCAUGGGCAACAUCGCCUAUAACCAGUUAACUCGGAUGGAUACAUUGAUGUACCUUUUGGUAUAUCCCCAGAAACCACUGUUAACAACCAGAACUAUAGAGUUGGUUGGAUAUGAUAAACUCGGUGCCGGGCAGAAUGCCACUGUAGCGGUCAUGAGUUAUAGUGGAUAUGACAUAGAGGAUGCUAUAGUCAUGAACAAAUCAUCUCUUGAUCGCGGAUUUGGGCGUUGUAUUGCCAGGAAAAGGAUGGCUGCCAUGCUUCAGAAAUAUGAGAAUGGUCGCCAUGCAUCUGGUGAGAAAUUUGGACUUCAACACCAAGAACAUAAAGCAGAUAGGAUACAGACUUUGGAUGAUUAUGGAAUAGUUGCUCCUGGAGAAAUACUUAGACCCCAUGAUACCUGGAUUAAUAAUCAGAAUGAUAGUGUAUACAAGCCGUGCAGGCAGACUUACAAAGGCGAGGGAGGGGAGGCGGCAGUUAUAGAUAGAGUUGCUCUUUAUCCUGAUCCUAAAAACAGCAGCAGUUUGUGUGUUAAAUUGAUGCUUCGUCAAACUCGGAGACCAGAGGUUGGAGACAAGUUCAGUAGUAGGCAUGGGCAAAAGGGUGUUAUUGGGACCAUUAUUGAACAGGAAGAUUUCCCAUUUUCAGAACAAGGUAUAUGUCCUGAUCUCAUCAUGAAUCCUCAUGGAUUUCCAAGUCGUAUGACGGUUGGGAAGAUGUUAGAGCUUCUUGGUAGUAAAGCUGGAGUUUCCAUUGGCAAGUUUCAUUAUGGAAGUGCAUUUGGAGAACCAAGUGGUCACGCAGACAAAGUUGAAACUAUAAGUGAAACACUACUGAAUCGUGGCUUCAGUUACAAUGGCAAAGACUUUAUCUAUUCAGGCAUAACUGGUUUACCACUGCAAGCAUACAUUUUCAUGGGUCCAAUUUAUUACCAGAAACUGAAGCACAAGGUGUUGGAUAAAAUGCACGCACGAGGUGUUGGUCCUCGUCAAAUGCUUACAAGGCAGCCAACAGAAGGGAGGAGUAAAAAUGGAGGGCUUCGAAUAGGAGAAAUGGAACGGGAUUGUAUGAUUGCUUAUGGUGCUAGUAUGUUGUUACAUGAGAGAAUGAUGAUUUCCAGCGAUCCUUUCGAGGCUCAUGUGUGUCGAGAAUGCGGUCUGCUCGGAUACUACAACAAAAAGCUGAAGAUUGCUGUUUGUUCAACAUGUAAGAAUGGAAAUAAUAUGUCAACUAUGAACCUGCCAUAUUCUUGCAAGCUCUUAAUCCAGGAACUGCAGUCAAUGAACAUUGUACCUCGGUUAAAACUCGCAGAGGCUUAG
Oldenlandia corymbosa var. corymbosa is the source of this 3252-nucleotide messenger RNA. NCBI's taxonomy places the organism in Eukaryota, Viridiplantae, Streptophyta, Magnoliopsida, Gentianales, Rubiaceae. The record is from the annotation of a GenBank genome assembly.